Messenger RNA from Macrobrachium nipponense, 2876 nucleotides. RefSeq lists its product as uncharacterized. Lineage: Eukaryota; Metazoa; Arthropoda; Malacostraca; Decapoda; Palaemonidae. Gene Ontology annotation, molecular function: protein binding. The record is from RefSeq and is a predicted model, not a curated record. The transcript has 7 exons. The coding region runs from base 718 to 1476 and encodes 252 amino acids.
GAUAAUUGAGCCACUCCUUUGAUCAUUGUCGCUUGUUAAUGAACAUGCCUCCAUAGCAUACAUUCGCGCGCUAGACUUUGCAGUAUAAUGUGGUUGUGACGUCAGCUGUUUUAUUUAUCUGUGGUUUAUUUUUAGUAUAGCAAGUGACAAGAUAGAGAGAAGAAAGACAUGAUUCUUUGGAGUUAUAUUUUUAGCUAUAUAAAAUAAUCUCAUAGUAAAGAUUAGUGGUAUCAUGCAGCUCAGAAACGGUGAAAAUAGAACUCUUUUCUUAGCACCAAAUAUUGAAAUUGCUGUUCAGAACUACAAAUGAACGUAUGAUAUAAAUACUACCUUGUGCAACACGCUAUACACCUGAUAAGUGAUUACGUGAAUGUGGCAAAUUUGUGACAGAGCUACGAAAACAUUUGCUAAAUUGUAUAAGAAGCAAAGUAACAAAGUGGCAGCUUCGUUCCACAUAUUUCCUCAAAACCAAGAGCUCUGCAUUUCAUUAAAUACAAACGAUUCAUAGCGCUUCUAAGUGGCUACGUGAUAACUCACUCAGAUGACAACAUGACUGCCCACAGGAAAGGGAAUUACUUUUCAUUCUGGAAACAACUCUCCGAUCACCACCGCUCCAACAGCAGAUGAAGGACCUUGAAGUGACAUUGAUUUUGGACUAAUUGCUAUAAGGUGCAUCAGAUACUGUAUCCUACUUUCUUUAUCACGUCCUUCGAUUCCAUGAAGAAUAAAUUAUGUAAGGCGUUCGCUUUCUUCUCCUCCUUAGCAAUGACCCUGAUUCCUUCCAUCGUCUUUCCACAAGAAGAAGAGCAACCAAUCGAUGAUUUGAUCCCUUACCCAGAGGUAACUUAUAGCAACCCAAAGAGUGAUCUAAUCCAACUUGCCUGGCUCUUUCGAGGAGAAGGUUCGAAGAGGAUUGAGAGAGUGGACGUCUGGGCAACAGAUUCAGAACUUAAAAUUUUCACCUGCGAAAAUGAUAAUUAUAUGAACGGCAUCUGCACUAUCUCUGGGCUGUCGGGAGACACCACGUACAACUUAACAGUGCGUGGAUGCAGCAGCAUAGGUUGUGGAAAACCGGGCAUUCUGUACGUCACCACCUCUUCGCCGACCCGGAUCGACUUUAGCACCAUCUGCGUCAUUUUCAUCGCACUGCUUAUCUUCGCCUUCGUGACAUUCAACCAUGAUUUGGUCGUCGAGGUAUCAAGACCUUGUUGGUCAUCUGUUAUGAGGAGAAUAAGAAGGCGGCGCACUCCGGCUCCUGAUAUGUCUUCUCCUAAAAACACGGUAGAACUGAGAGAACUGGAGUCAAAUAACAGGACCACAUCCUUCCCUUCCAUGGAAAAUGAACCACACUAUGAUGACGAUGCGGAGGAAAUAUGUGAACCGGCUACACCGAGAGAUCGUGCGACCGACAACGAAGACUUAAAUGAACAGAUUACACAACUCACUGAUUGCCAAGACAGCAAGAAUAUCGAGUGAACAAGAAAGCCAGCAAACAAAACAUCCUGUUUGACGUCGGUUAUUCCGGGAGCGUGAAGCAAAACUCUGUUCCGAUAUGGCAAACGGAAGCCUUGCUGAAAUAACAGCUCUCUAAUUAGUCAUAAGUGUACACGCUAUUGCAAAUAAUUUUUAUUCUUUAAAUGAUGAUUCUUCUCCAACACUGAAAGUUAUUCACCACCUUCAUCACAAUUUUGCCAAAGUCUGAAUAAAUGCAAACAUUUCAGAGGGAAUUCCGAAUGACGAUCAUGAGAAGACUUAAUAUAUCUGUUUGAAUUUCAGUUACCACACACACACACACACAUACCCAAACGAUCUCUGAAUAAAUACUGGUGCCCUAGACAUGCAUACCUUUUACCAUCUCCUUCUAGACCUGUAGUACAGAAUACUUAAAUAUAUCAUCCGUAUUUGUUAAAACGGAGCACCAGAGAAAUGGGACAAGCAAACUUCUUCUAAAGAGUCAUAGAAAAUGAGGAAAAAGAGAUUCAUUGUUGCCCAGGACACGUAUAAUCUAUUAAUGGAUAUUUUGGCAUGACCGUGACAUUCCUAUGAUGCAUUUUGUGAUUUUGAAAGGUAGGCACGAAUGUGCUCACAAAAACUUCACAUAGGGCAAUGAAAGUCAAGUACUAUAAUAAUGGCCUUAUAUUCCACAUCUUGACUACUGAAGACAAAAGGUCAGGGAAAUAUAGUGUCUUCCAAACAUUGCGGUCUCCCAUACAUCAUGAAUCCCCCAUAGCGGGGUAGUACCAUCAGUUCUUCUCAUGCUGUGCAAUAGGCAUUACAUAAGGCUCUUUGCAGCGUCCCUUCGGCCCCUAGCUGCAACUCCCUUUAAUUUAUUUUAUUGUACCUCCAUUCAUAUUCGUUUUCUUCCAUUUUACUAUCCGCCCGCUCCUUACAAUUGUUUCAUAGCGCAACUGUAAGGUUUUCUUCCUAUUACACCUUUCAAACAUUUCUGCUCUCAUUUUUUCCCAGUGCUGAAUGACCUCAUAAGUCCCAGCGCCUAGUCUUUGACCCGAAUCCUAUAUUCCAUUCCGUAUCAUGAAUCCCUGUCAUGGCACCAAAAUGAAAUUCGUUCAGUGACGGAUGAUGGUGAGGCUAAAAGAAAACGACCCACUUAUAUAAGUAUGGUGUUUACUGUGGCGAGUCUACAAUAACAUAGCUGGCAAUCUAAUUACAUUCUCUCUAGAACAUGAGAUUCAGUAAUACAAGUGAACUGACAUUCCAAGAACGCAAAAAAAUAAUAAUAAUCUAUAAGUAAAUUUGAUUUAAUGGGGGCCCGUAAAGUCGCCGUUUCAAAUGUAACAGCAAAUGGCUAGGAACACAAAUUCUCUGCGUUUGGGGAUGGAAUAUGGGGGGGGGGGGGGGGGGGGGGGGGGGGGGGG